AUGAACCUCACACUCUCAUUCAAGGGCAAAAGUACGCCUCUGACAGAUCUCCCUGAGGAUCUCACACUGGCCGAUCUACAGGCGGAACUGGAUCUCACGACAGGCGUGCCACCCAAGAACCAAAAGGUUUUUUUGGGCAAGAAGGGUCUGGUCAAAAUCAGCGACAAAAACAGCUCGGAUCACGUGUUCAAGCUGAUUCCAGACGGAUCCAAAGUCAUGUUGAUUGGAUCGACGAUUUCGGCGCUUGGAAAACUCGAGGAGAUGGAAACCAGUGCUGCUCAGGAGGCCGCCAAGCUGAAGGCGCGACAGCGGCGAGAUCGGGAGCUAUACCGACGGAAAACCGGCAGAAAUACACCCCCUCCAGCUCCCUCAGAGUACUGUUUCGAUAAGAUUGUGCCUUUGGACUGGCUUCCCGAAAAGGAGCGUGCCCUGGAGCUGCUGACACGUCUGAGCAAGGACAGGGGUGUGAUUGCAGUGCUGCAAAAGUACAAGUGGCGAAUUGGUGUUCUCACAGAACUUGAUCCGGCUUCAAACACCAACAGUGAUCAUCAGGGAACAGAGAGAUUGCUGGGGUUGAACAGAAACAAGGGCCAGGUGAUUGAAUUGCGGCUACGAACAGAUAAUUACCAGGGAUGGAGAAACUACUACAACGUGCGAAACGUCUUGUGUCACGAGCUAGCUCACAAUGUGUACAGUGAUCAUGAUGACCAAUUUUGGCGGCUUUGCAAGCUUCUGGAGAAGGAGGUUGUUGAGCUUGACCCCUUUGGCAAGGAGGGAAACACUGUGGGAGGUACUGCUGUCUCCACAACAUCUGGACCGUACCAAGAGUGGCUGGAAAUGGACUCUGAUGAGGACGUUGGGGACUCUGGAGGCUGGCACGGAGGCACAUAUGUUCUUGGACGAGGACGCAACGAGGUACAGCAGGAAAAGGAGGACAAGAACAAGAGCAUCCGAGAGCUGUUGCAGCGAGCUGCUGAGAGAAGGCAGCAGGAGAAGGAGAAGGAAGGGGAGAAGAAGAAGUAG
Yarrowia lipolytica CLIB122 is the source of this 1023-nucleotide messenger RNA. RefSeq lists its product as uncharacterized. Gene Ontology annotation, molecular function: proteasome binding. The record is from RefSeq and is a predicted model, not a curated record. NCBI's taxonomy places the organism in Eukaryota, Fungi, Ascomycota, Dipodascomycetes, Dipodascales.